UUGGUACGCAACUAUAAUUAAUAUGGGAUACAACCCAUUAAAACCAAAUAAUACGCUAUCAGUAAUCUGAAGCUGCGCGAUAAGAGCUUAAAUCUCGUAUGACAUUGAAUGCCCUACUCUUCAGUUUUGCUGCGAUCAGUUUAAUUUGCAAAGAUAUGUGGAGCGAUCUUAAUAACAAAGUAAUAUUGGUAACUGGCACUGGCGCUGGUAUAGGCAAUGCUCUAGUCAAGCAACUAGCCAGCGUUGGAGCCACGGUUAUAGCUGUGGCCCGCAAUGAGGAGCAGCUAAAAGAGCUGGCCUCGCACGAUACCAAGCGCAUACUGACGCUGCAAGUGGAUCUAACGAGCUGGCAGGGUGUGCGGCAAGCUUUGUCAACUGUGCCACAGCUGGAUGGGCUUGUAAAUAAUGCAGGCGUGGCCAUUAUAAAGCCAUUCGAGGAACUAACCGAACAGGAUUUCGAUACGCACUUUGAUGUCAACAUCAAGGCUGUGUUUAAUGUUACGCAGGCAUUGCUCCCCAAGCUGCGUAACGGCAGCUCCAUAGUUAAUGUAUCCUCGAUAGCGGCAACGCGCAGCUUUGCGGGCCAUACAGCCUACAGUGCCACCAAGGCUGCAUUGGACUCUCUAACCAGAUCAUUGGCUUUGGAGUUGGGCGCACGCAACAUACGCGUCAACACAGUUAAUCCCACAGUGGUGCUAACCAAAAUGGGACGUGACAAUUGGUCGGAUCCUGCCAAGAGUGGUCCACUGCUGGCGCAUAUACCCUUGCAACGUUUCUGCGAGGUGCAUGAGGUGGUCGAUGCCAUUGGCUAUUUGCUAAGCAACAAGUCGAGCUUUGUCAAUGGACAUCACAUUAAUUUGGAGGGUGGCUACGCUGUCUCUUAAUUAGUUAUAAUUUAUAUU
This is a messenger RNA of Drosophila busckii, 902 nucleotides long. RefSeq names its product L-xylulose reductase. The record is from RefSeq and is a predicted model, not a curated record. Lineage: Eukaryota; Metazoa; Arthropoda; Insecta; Diptera; Drosophilidae. Gene Ontology annotation, molecular function: L-xylulose reductase (NADPH) activity; carbonyl reductase (NADPH) activity. The coding region runs from base 99 to 884 and encodes 261 amino acids. Gene Ontology annotation, biological process: glucose metabolic process; xylulose metabolic process. The transcript is spliced from 2 exons.